This is a messenger RNA of Radiomyces spectabilis, 786 nucleotides long. RefSeq names its product 3-oxo-5-alpha-steroid 4-dehydrogenase-domain-containing protein. Lineage: Eukaryota; Fungi; Mucoromycota; Mucoromycetes; Mucorales; Radiomycetaceae. The transcript is spliced from 2 exons. Gene Ontology annotation, biological process: lipid metabolic process. The record is from RefSeq and is a predicted model, not a curated record. Gene Ontology annotation, molecular function: oxidoreductase activity, acting on the CH-CH group of donors. The coding region runs from base 1 to 786 and encodes 261 amino acids.
AUGACUUGGGAAACAAUAAGAGAAUGGUGGAUCAACCCACACACGUAUGAGACCGCUGUCAAGAUUUAUGCAGCCUAUUCUCCUGUAGUGCUGCCUGUUCUAUUGUUUGUUGAUGCUCCCUACGGCAAAUUCACAAAUAAAUUCUUUCUCGAUCGACGCUUGCCGGGCAAAUGGGCGUGGGGUAUCAUGGAAAUCGUUUCACCGAUGGUCUAUCUUGCAUCGGUCUACUUGGUUCAUCCGCGUUGGACGGCCAGUCAAGUAUUGCCCACCAGCCUCUGGUUGAUCCAUUAUGUGAACCGAAGCAUUAUUCAUCCAUAUCGAGCAUCCUCGAUAGCUCCCAUUCACUGGUUGACCAUGGUAUCUGCACUAGCCUUCAAUGCGCUCAAUGGCUACACCAACGGUACUUCCGUCACGCUCCACGACCUUCAUUGGGGUUUGAAUACUUGGUGUGGCGUUGCCCUCUGGGCCUUGGGAUUUGGCCUCAAUGUUUACCAUGAUAACAUUCUGUUCAAGUUACGGGAAAAGAAAAAAGCUCAAGAUACCAAGCGGUACUUUAUACCACAUGGAGGUCUCUUCCGAUACGUGAGUUGUCCCAAUUAUUUUGCGGAAGCAUUGGAAUGGACAGGGUACGCCGUGACCUGCUGGCCAAGCACACCAGCCCUCACCUUUGCCAUUGCUACCAUGAGUACUUUGUUUCCUCGCGCAUGGCGUAUACACAAGUGGUAUAAAAAGGAAUUCCCCAACUACCCCAAGAAUCGAAAGGCUGUUGUGCCUUUCGUUCUCUGA